GGGGACAUUGUAAAAAUGGAAGGUCUACUUGGUAGACCAGACAUGGUAUUCAUUUACGACGCGAACGAAAUCGAGCGUAUCUUUAGACAAGAAGAACGAAUGCCGUAUAGACCAUCAAUGCCCUCGUUGAAUUAUUACAAGCAUGUGCUUAGAAAGGAGUUCUUCAGGGAGAAUGCUGGCGUGAUUGCAGUUCAUGGUGAAAGCUGGUACAAUUUCCGGAGUAAGGUGCAACAGGUGAUGCUGCAACCAAGAACGGCGAGAAUGUACAUUGGGGCUAUCGAAGAGGCUAGUUUAGCGUUCCUUCAAAGGAUCAAGAAAAUACAAGACGAAAAUAACGAGAUGCCUGAUGAUUUCCUUAAUGAGAUUCAUAAAUGGUCAUUGGAAUCUAUUGCGCGUGUAGCACUGGACGUUCGACUGGGCUGCUUGGACGAUGACGCAAACGUAGAAACUCAGCAAUUAAUAGACGCGGUUAUUACGUUCUUCAAGAACGUGGGAGUAUUGGAACUGAAGUUCCCAUUCUGGAAAUUAUUCAACACGCCCACGUGGAUGCAAUACGUGAACGCUCUCGACACUAUCGUUAGUAUAACGUUUAAAUACACGGAAGCUGCUCUUUCAAAGAUAAAAGAAGCAGGGAAUUCUGACAAGGAACCUUCUCUUCUCGAGAGACUCUUGACUCUGGAAAAUAACACCCGAUUAGCUACAAUACUCUCUCUUGAUUUAUUCCUAGUUGGUAUUGACACUACUUCCAGUGCAGUUGCAUCAACUUUGUAUCAAUUAGCUCUGCACCCUGACAAGCAAGAGCUGGCUUAUGAUGAAGUCUGUAGUGUUCUUCCAAGUGAAAAUAUGCAACUGGAAGGAAAUCACCUGGAUAAACUGAAGUACUUGAAGGCGUGCAUUAAGGAAACACUAAGGAUGUAUCCAGUAGUGAUUGGCAAUGGACGAUGCAUGACCAAAGACACUAUAAUCAAGGGGUACCGUGUACCUAAAGGAGUACAAGUGGUUUUCCAGCAUUACGUGAUAAGCAAUCUCGACAAGUACUUUCCACGAAGUAAGGAAUUCCUUCCAGAGAGAUGGCUGCAAAACGAUGGCAUGCGUCACAGUUUCGCGUCACUUCCUUUCGGCUACGGAAGACGAAUGUGUUUAGGUCGACGGUUCGCUGAACUCGAGAUGCUCGUUGUUAUUAGCAAGAUUCUGCAACAUUACAAGAUAGAAUAUCAUCACGAGAAGCUGGAGUAUUACAUCAAUCCUAUGUACACGCCUAAAGGACCUCUAAACUUAAAAUUUGUCGAUAGGUAA
Messenger RNA from Habropoda laboriosa, 1296 nucleotides. RefSeq names its product probable cytochrome P450 49a1. The record is from RefSeq and is a predicted model, not a curated record. NCBI's taxonomy places the organism in Eukaryota, Metazoa, Arthropoda, Insecta, Hymenoptera, Apidae. The transcript has 9 exons. Gene Ontology annotation, molecular function: iron ion binding; monooxygenase activity; oxidoreductase activity, acting on paired donors, with incorporation or reduction of molecular oxygen. Bases 16 to 1296 code for a protein of 426 amino acids.